Molecule: messenger RNA, 453 nt
Organism: Penicillium diatomitis
Lineage: Eukaryota; Fungi; Ascomycota; Eurotiomycetes; Eurotiales; Aspergillaceae
Exons: 1
Coding region: 1-453 (150 amino acids)
Source: RefSeq, a predicted model, not a curated record
AUGUUCCCUGAUGGCUCGUUUGAUGGCGGCGCCUCGCUUCAAAUCAGUCACGCGGUUCCCAGUGGCGAUCUCGCAGAGAGGACAAAUCAGUUUCCGGGUCCGCAUCUUUCCAAAUAUGAUCAUCGUGUGUCCAGACCAACGUACUCUAUUGGAGGUGGACAGUCAACUGGCACUGGCGCUUUUCGCCCGCUCCAGGCAUGGCGGCACAUUGAUGACUCUCCGCUUGUCUCGCUUUCAAACAGCCACCCCCUGGCAGACGUUGACUCGCGACGUGUUUGGCGUGAGCCUCGGGCCAGACGGGCCUCGCCGGUGGAUGUCAAGUCUCGACUGUGGACAUUAAGCAGCCUUGGCAGGAGGUUGGUUAAUCGAGCUUAUCUCCAAAACGAGUUUAGCGAGGACCACAUCGUGAAGAUUCUCGAGGGAAAUUCCACCAAUGGCCCAGAUUGGGCUUAA